AUGCCAGCCAUCAGGACAGCAAAGAACCGCAAGCCGCCGCCAGAAGGCUUUGAAGAUAUUGAAGAUACACUCCUCGAAUUCGCCAACAAAAUGAAAGACGCCGAGAAUGCCAGUCAUGAGGGCAAGAAGAAGCACGAAAUGCUCUGGCCAGUCUUCCAAAUCACUCAUCAACGCUCAAAAUACAUCUACGACCUCUACUACGAGAAGGAAGCCAUCAGCAGGCCGCUCUACGACUGGUUGCUCAAGAACAACUACGCUGAUGCCAACCUCAUCGCGAAGUGGAAGAAGCAAGGCUACGAGAAGCUCUGCUGCCUACGCUGCAUCCAAACGAAAGAGACCAACUUCAACAGCACCUGCAUCUGCCGCGUACCAAAGGAGAAGCUCAGCGAGGACCAGGAGAUUCAGUGCGUCAGCUGCGGCUGCAGAGGGUGUUCGAGCAGCGACUAG
Molecule: messenger RNA, 447 nt
Organism: Zymoseptoria tritici IPO323
Lineage: Eukaryota; Fungi; Ascomycota; Dothideomycetes; Mycosphaerellales; Mycosphaerellaceae
Exons: 3
Coding region: 1-447 (148 amino acids)
Biological process (GO): mRNA splicing, via spliceosome
Cellular component (GO): spliceosomal complex; nucleus
Source: RefSeq, a predicted model, not a curated record